Belonocnema kinseyi is the source of this 926-nucleotide messenger RNA. RefSeq lists its product as uncharacterized. Gene Ontology annotation, biological process: mitochondrial respirasome assembly. NCBI's taxonomy places the organism in Eukaryota, Metazoa, Arthropoda, Insecta, Hymenoptera, Cynipidae. The coding region runs from base 141 to 515 and encodes 124 amino acids. The record is from RefSeq and is a predicted model, not a curated record. The transcript has 4 exons.
UCCGUGUGACGUAACUGACUGAAGGCAGGACCAGCAGUACAGUGCAGUUUUGGUAAACUAUACUAUAUAGUCUUUGGUACAGUUGGCAAUGUUAUAAACUUUUUUAAAGUUUAGUUUUACUAAUUAAAAGGGAUAUAAAAAUGUCGCGACAAAAGUUGGAAAAGGCCGCAAACGGUAACAAGUGUGAAACCAGUGUAUGGACGCGAGCAGUUACAGCAAAUUCUGAGUGGCCAGAUAAAGAAGAAUUUCUUGAUGUGAUAUAUUGGUCUCGACAAGCCAUUGGAAUAAUUGUUGGCAUUGCAUGGGGAUUUAUACCUUUGAAAGGCUUUUUAGCUCUUUUAUUAUUUGCCUUAGUAAAUACAGGAUUGACUUAUUUAUACUUCAGUAGCUUUCAGCAAGUAGAUGAAGAAGAAUUUGGAGGAGCAUGGGAACUAACGAAAGAAGGAUUUAUGACCUCCUUUGCAGGUUUUUUGGUAACAUGGAUUAUAAUAUAUUCGGGUCUACAUUACGAAUAAGCGAAUUUUCUACAAAAAGCAGUACUUCAACCGUGAUUGAAAUAAUGACAAAUGGGCAAAGAAUAAUUAUUGCCAAUUUGUAUUCACCUCUAGAUUAAAACGUAUCUGAGAGGAAACUGGUAGGAAGUGGAAAAAUGUGCAUUUAUAGGAAUCGAUUGAUUUUUAAUUAUAUCUAUAUAAUAAACAGCUUUGCCAAAAUUGUUACACAAGUUUACAUAUAUAUACAAAAAUAGAUCUUUUAAGUUAUAAAUGUUGUAGACUGACAAAUCUGACCUAAAGUCCUUUACAUUUCAGCUGUUCUGUUGUUUGUCCAAGUUUCAUUCGCACGAUCCUUAAUCAGAAAAUUAAUCUAUUUUAACUUCGAAUUUAUCAUAAUUUUGAAUUUAUCAUAAAUCUGGAAAACAAACCAUA